Messenger RNA from Pseudophryne corroboree (corroboree frog), 3109 nucleotides. Its product is annotated as oocyte zinc finger protein XlCOF6-like. Gene Ontology annotation, biological process: regulation of transcription by RNA polymerase II. The transcript is spliced from 7 exons. Gene Ontology annotation, molecular function: RNA polymerase II cis-regulatory region sequence-specific DNA binding; DNA-binding transcription factor activity, RNA polymerase II-specific. The record is from RefSeq and is a predicted model, not a curated record. Lineage: Eukaryota; Metazoa; Chordata; Amphibia; Anura; Myobatrachidae. Bases 118 to 2544 code for a protein of 808 amino acids.
GCCAGUCACCAAGAAGCGGCCUGUGCCAAUCAUACCCUACUUCCGGCCUGUGAGUUCCACCUCACUUCCGGCCUGUGUGUGUUCCUCCCAGUGUCCGUCGAGUUAAGACCUCUGAGGAUGGAAAAGGACAGACGUCACAUGUCUGAGAGGAUACUAAAUCUCACCAUGGAGAUCAUCUACGUGCUGACUGGGGAGGAUUACACCGUAGUGAAGAAGAUAUCUAUUGAGUGUGAUACACCCAGCAGUCAUCCCCAUGUGUCAGGAGGACUGAACAGGACCAAGAGCCCCAUCACGGUGCCUCCACCUCACUCACUGAUACAUGAGAGGCACAAUGACCAGAAGAUCCUGGAACUCGCCAACAAGAUCAUUCAGCUGCUGACUGGAGAGGAGGAGGAGUAUAUAGAGGAACACAUGGGUCUGUACAAGGACGUGAUGAUGGAGAAUCACCGGCCCCUCACAUCACUGGAUGGGCCCAGUAACAGAGAUACUCCAGAGAGAUGUCCCCGUCCUCUGUAUUCCCAGGACUGUACAGAGGAGAAUCACAGGAUCCCACAGGAGGAUCAGGGUGAAGAUCUUACAAAUAUAAAGGGAGAAGAAGAGACGUAUGUGGCUGAUAUGAAGACAGAAGAUAUAGAGGGAGAAGAGACGUAUGUGACUGAUAUGAAGGCAGAAGAUAUAGAGCGAGAAGAAGAGACGUAUGUGACUGGUAUGAAGGCAGAAGAUAUAGAGGGAGAAGAAGAGACGUAUGUGACUGAUAUGAGGGCAGAAGUUAUAGAGGGAGAAGAUGAGACGUAUGUGACUUAUAUGAAGGCAGAAGAUAUAGAGGGAGAAGAACAGACGUAUGUGACUGAUAGGAAAACAGAAGAUACAGAGGGAGAAGAAGAGACGUAUGUGACUGGUAUGAAGGCAGAAGAUAUAGACGGAAAAGAAGAGACAUAUGUGAGGGGUGAUCAGCAGUGUAAGGAGGAGAAAAUACCAACAUAUAUCAGCACAGAUGGAUAUAACAGAAGAAAUAUAUUGGCUGAACAUCCCAUUGUAUCGCCAGAUUGUGAAAUUGAAGCUAAAGACAUCAUGCGAGAUUCUCUGGAAAACCCUGUGAUCCCAAUUAUACAUCCAGUACCUCACAGUUCAGAUAUAUCAUCUGUUACCUCUAAUCAUGAGGAAUGUUCACCUGAUACCUCAGAUAUUGGUCCAUCUAUCACAUCUCUUAGACUAGAUAGAACAUUUCCCAGUACAGUACAGGACAAAUGUUUUACACAGAACACAAAGUUUAUUACCCAUCAGCCACCUGAGACAGGCAAGAGGCCAUUUCCAUGCUCUGAGUGUGGGAAAUGUUUUACAUACAAAUCAGAAUUUAUUAGACAUCAGAGAAGUCACACAGGUGACUCUGAGUGUGGGAAAUAUUUUGCACGCAAAUCAACUCUUGUUAAUCAUUAUAGAAGUCACACAGGUGAGAGUCCAUUCCGAUGCUCUGAGUGUACAAAAUGUUUUACUUACAAAUCACAGCUUGUUAUACAUGAGAGAAGUCACACAGGCGAGAAGCCAUUUCCGUGCUCUGAGUGUAGAAAAUGUUUCAAACGCAAAUCACAGCUUGUUGAACAUUUGAGUAGUCACACAGGAGAGAAGCCAUUUCCAUGCUCUGAGUGUAGAAAAUGUUUCAAAUACAAAUCACAUCUUGUUACACAUCAGAGAAGUCACACAGGUGAGAAACCAUUUCGAUGCUUUGAGUGUGGGAAAUGUUUUAUACUCAAAUUAGGUCUUGUUAGACAUGAAAGAACUCACACAGGUGAAAAGCCAUUUUCAUGCUCUGAGUGUGGGAAAUGUUUUACACGCAAAUCAUGUCUUGCUGUGCACGAGAGAAGUCACACAGGUGAAAAUCUAUUUCCAUGCUCUGAGUGUGGGAAAUGUUUUACAUGCAAAUCAUAUCUUGUUGUGCAUGAAAGAAGUCACACAGGUGAGAAGCCAUUUCCAUGUUCUGAGUGUGGGAAAUGUUUUACUCGCAAAUCACAGCUUGUUAUACAUCAGAAAAGUCACACAGGUGAGAAACCAUUUCGAUGCUCUGAGUGUGGGAAAUGUUUUAUAUUCAAAUUAGAUUUUGUGAGACAUGAGAGAACUCACACAGGUGAAAAGCCAUUUUCCUGCUCUGAGUGUGGGAAAUGUUAUACACGCAAAUCAUAUCUUGUUGUACAUGAAAGAAGUCACACAGGUGAGAAGCCAUUUCCAUGUUCUGAGUGUGGACAAUGUUUUACUCGCAAAUCACAGCUUGUUAUACAUCAGAAAAGUCACACAGGUGAGAAACCAUUUCGAUGCUCUGAGUGUGGGAAAUGUUUUAUAUUCAAAUUAGAUUUUGUUAGACAUGAGAGAACUCACACAGGUGAAAAGCUGUUUCCAUGCUCUGAGUGUGGGAAAUGUUUUACACGCAAAUCAUAUCUUGUUGUGCAUGAGAGAAGUCACACAGGUGAGAUACCAUUUCCAUGCUCUGACUGUGGGAAAUGUUUUACACAUAAAUCAAAUCUUGUUAAACAUCAAAGAAUUCACAAGUGAGAUUUCCAUUUUAUGAAUGUUGAAAAUGUUUUCUAUACAAAUCACAGCUUGUUGAACAUCAGAGAAGUCACACAGGUGAGAGGACAUUUCCAUGCUAUGAGUGUGGGAAAUGUUUUGCACACAAAUUCACUCAAUAUUUUUAGAAAGGAUAUUUCUAGAGUUGGUUUUGACAUAAAAGAACAUCAGCAAAUUCAUCCUGAUUAAUAGAGGAUGGAAAAAUAUUUGUUUCAUAUGUAUAAAAAGGCAAACCCCAUUGACCUAAUUUAAAAUGUCUAAAUAUAUUUGAGAUAUAUACAAAGAUUUAACAAGCACAUCACACUGCUCAUGUACAAUUGUACCAUUAUUUUUAUGAUUGCAUUGUUUUCUUGUUUCAAUAUUUUUAUUAAUACUUUACAAACAAUAUAGUACAGGCAAUUUGUUCCAUGUUACUGGCGCUGUGCAAACUCUACGUAGAUAUAGAAAAAAAGGAUGAGACUUUGUAUCAAACAUUAAUAAUCAAAGUGUAACUUUCAUUAUUAUAAAAUAAAAAAAAUAAAAAGUCUCAAUAAAGUGGAGAUGAAAUAAC